AUGAAACACAUGAUACGCAUUAUUGUGAAACAAAAAUUUCAUGAAGAAAACCACCUCCUCCUUAUUAGGAUUAGUGUAUUGGUACAUAGGCUCGAUCUUGAUUUCUUGACAAUCAUUUCUUCAAUAGGAGUGUACGUGAAAGACUAUGACUUUGAGAGUAGUUUAAGCAUGAGUGGUUUUGGGGCUCGCCGCCUGUCUCCCAUGGCGGAGGAAGCUGGUCUUGGGUCUCCACCGACGGGAAACCCUCCCGUGAUGGAUCCUGCUGCAAUUUCAGUUCAAAAGUCGUAUGCUACGAUUGUUGGGAAACCGGCUCUCUCAAAAUUCAACGUUGAAGUUAGUGUGGUUGAUGGUAAAGCCAUGGUGAUUGUCCCUGAUGAAGUGUUAAAAGAUUCAGUGCCUCUUUGGGAGGAUUUCUUGGUGGGUAGGUUCCCUAAUGCUGCUCCGCAUGUUGGCCGGAUUCAUGUCAUCGUGAACAAAAUUUGGAACCUAGGCGAUCGAUCUAUAAAGAUAGAUGUGUAUAGUAUGAAUGAAAAGAUGGUGAAGUUCAGAAUCCGAAAUGCUGCCGUGCGAAACCAUGUGUUACGUAGGGGCAUGUGGAACAUAUGUGAUCAGCCGAUGAUUGUGUCGAAAUGGACUCCGGUUGCGGAGGACGCUCAACCAGAGAUCAAGUCUAUGCCAAUGUGGGUCAUUCUAAAGAACGUCCCACCUUCCAUGUUUUCAUGGCCGGGUCUUAGUUUCCUCGCCAGUCCGGUGGGUGAGCCUAAAAGAUUGCACCAAGAGACGGAAUUAGUUACAUGUUUUGAUGAGGCAAAAGUAUUUGUUGAGGUGGAUCUUGCGAAGGAAUUACCUAAAUCUUACAUCUUCAAGAUUAAAGGGGAGGAGACAAGUGUUCAAUAUGAAUAUCCAUGGCUCCCUCCAUGUUGUGGUCUCUGUAACAAAUGGGGCCAUUUUGAUGACGGAUGCCUUGCAGCAGCGGGUAAGUCAAGAACGAGCCCAAACAAGCGAGUAAUAUCUCACCAUGAACCUGGUGCAAACGCGAGUACAGACCUCUCUGUUUCUUUGGUUGCUCCAGUAUUUGAGUCUGUAGGUGUUCCUGACAAGGUCACAUCGCCUCCUGCUACGCCUUCUGUUGAGGUGCCUGCAGAGCAAGUUAGCACAGAACCUGUUCAGCAAUUGGUCCCCGUUGUAACAGUUUCUGAGGUAGGAAACAUCGUCACAGAACAGGAGGAGGGGGAGUUUAUUCCUCUCUCGCCUAUUUCUACUAUACAAGCGUUCGGGUCUAAGGAUGAAGAGUGGUCUAAGGUUACCCAUUCUGGAGGUGGGGGCAGAGCUGCAUCACACACUCAGGAUGGCGUUGUUCCUCUAACAAUUAUUUCGCCAACACGUUUUGAUGCUUUUAGAGAAGAUACAAUGGAGGAGGAAUUACUUGUCGAGACCGUCCCUGCUGGAAAUCUGAAAUCUACAAAUAGAGAUCACAAAGAUGAAAAUGUUACAUUGCGCCCAGUCCUACCUAGAGAUUCUAAGAAUGCUCAUAAGUAUUUGCAGGCUUCCUCCUCACAAGUGAAAGCUUCUGCCACAUCUGGUUUGGAGUUCGGUUGUUUAUUGGAAACAAAAGUAAAAGAUAGCAAAGCGUCUAACAUUGUUCAAAAGGUUUUUUCGACUUGGAAUAUGGUCUCUAACUACGAGUUUAGCAGAUUGGGACGGAUCUGGGUGGUAUGGAGUGGGAAAGUUAAGUUGCAGGUCCUGCAUAAGAGUAGUCAGCUAAUCACUUGUCUCAUUCAACUGCCAAAUUUGGAUGAGGACUUUGUAUGUUCUUUCAUUUAUGCCUCUAACCUGGAAGUAGAAAGGAAGGAUUUGUGGCAAGAUAUUAAACAACAACAGAACUCUCUAGCUUUUCAGAGUAAGCCAUGGAUUUUAUUUGGUGAUUUCAAUGAGACUUUGGACCCAAAUGAGCAUUCUCGGGUCGCCAUCUCCCCUCAGUUAACCUCAGGCAUGCGUGAUUUCCAAGACUUAGUUCGGUAUUGCUCCUUUGCCGACCUAAGAACCCAUGGCCCUCUUUUUACUUGGUCUAAUAAGCAAGACGGCGGGUUGAUCUGCAAAAAGCUGGACCGGGCGCUCCAUAACCCUGGCUGGCUUCAGACCUUUCCUCAGUCCUACUGUACUAUGGAAGCCGGAGGCUGUUCUGAUCACCUCCGGGGUACUAUCUCUCUCACUUCUGGUUUCUCUCGUUCUCGAGGACCGUUCAAAUUCACCAAUGCUAUAGCUUCUCAGCCCGAGUUCAUACCGCGAAUGAAGAGCUAUUGGCAAGCUUCCUCUCCUCUGUUUCAAUCUACCUCCACUCUUUUUCGAUUUUCGAAGAAGCUAAAGUUAUUAAAACCUAUUCUCCGUGAGCUUGGCCGAAAUAAACUCUCAGAUAUCUCUCGCCGUGCAGCAGCUGCCUAUGAUGAUCUCUGUUUGUUACAACUCCGCACUCUCUCGUCUCCCAAUCCUCAAGACCUCAGGGAAGAAACAAAAGCAUAUGAAAGGUGGGAAAAAGUUAGACAAGCUCUAAACUCGAUUCAUGAGGUGCAAAAUCCAGCGGGGGUAACUCUCACAAACUCAAAUGACAUCAAGGCUGAGGCUGUACGCUUCUUUACGGAUCUUCUCACUACCGCCCCAUCUGACUUCUCAGGCGCCUCUGUAGAGUAUAUAGGAGCUUUGAUCCCUUUCCGCUGUUCUGACCAUGAUCAAACCCGGCUCACUGCUGAGGUCACCGAGGCAGAAAUAAAGAAGGUCAUUUUUUCUAUGCCGACGAAUAAGGCUCCUGGUCCAGACGGGUACACUACGGAGUUUUUCAAGGAAGCUUGGGAUAUAGUCGGGCGUGAGCUCAUACUUUCCGUCAAAUCUUUUUUCACUUAUGGCUUCCUUCCAAAAGGUCUCAACACUACCAUUCUGGCUCUGAUCCCAAAGACAGUCGACGUAAGAGCAAUGAAAGACUAUCGGCCAAUCUCUUGCUGUAACGUCUUGUACAAAGCCAUCUCCAAGAUUAUCGCUAAUCGCCUUAAGAGAAUUCUUCCUGAUAUCAUUGCUCCAAACCAGUCAGCUUUUAUCCAUGAUAGACUGCUAAUGGAGAAUUUACUUCUUGCCACUGAAUUAGUUAAAGAUUACCACAAAGAAGGCAUCUCUCCUCGGUGUGCGAUGAAACUUGAUAUCUCCAAGGCUUUUGACACGGUACAAUGGUCUUUUAUUCUGAAUAUAUUUCGGGCUCUGCAUUUUCCAGAACAGUUCAUUCAUUGGAUCAACCUUUGUAUUUCUACUGCUUCUUUUUCUGUCCAAGUAAAUGGGGAAUUAUCCGGGUUCUUCCAAAGUACUCGUGGAUUACGUCAGGGCUGUUCACUCUCGCCUUACCUGUUUGUCAUGAGUAUGAAUGUUUUGUCUCAUAUGCUGGAUAAAGCGGCGGCCGAUAAUAGAUUUGGCUACCACCCAAAGUGUAAGAAUCUGAAGCUAACUCACUUGUGUUUUGCUGAUGAUAUAAUGGUGGUCUCGGAUGGCACUUUACGGUCCAUGGAUCAUAUCUUGGGGGUCUUCAAAGAGUUUGCCGAAAUCUCCGGGUUACGUAUCAGUUUGGAGAAAUCUACUUUGUUUUUGGCAGGUGUCGCGGGUACAGUUCGGGCUAACAUUCUAAGUCGCUUUCCUUUUGAAUUGGGUACUCUACCGGUUCGAUACUUGGGUCUUCCACUGCUUACUAAGCGUCUGUCAUUGUCUGACUGUCUCCCUCUUUUGGAAAAAAUCAGAUCGCGCAUCAGUUCUUGGAAAAACCGUUUUCUAUCUUAUGCUGGAAGGCUGCAACUCCUAAGCUCCGUUAUUUUCAGUUUGACGAAUUUCUGGAUUUCUGCUUUCCGUCUACCGAGUGCUUGCAUCAAAGAAAUUGAAGCUAUAUGCUCCGCUUUUCUUUGGUCUGGUCCGGAAUUAAGCUCCACAAAGGCAAAGGUGGCAUGGCGUGAUGUGUGUCGUCCCAAAGAGGAGGGCGGAUUAGGCCUGAAGUCUCUUGCUGAGGCAAACAAAGUAAGCUGUUUUAAACUCAUUUGGCGUCUGUUCUCAGCAAAUUCGCUAUGGGUUGAUUGGGUUAAGAGCGAGUUGCUUCGUACUAUUGUUGAUGCUCUUAGACACCGUCGCCGCCAUCACCGUGGUGAGUUGUUAAACCAGAUUGAAGCUGAGUUGGAUAAGUUUCGCAAUGGUUUAGGCAAUGCUCGUGAUGUACCCCUAUGGCGAGGUAUAAGUAACAAGUUCAGGCCACAGUUCUCUGCGAAAGACACUUGGCUUCAGAUACGCAACAAUGGUGUAACGCUUCAAUGGGCUAAAGGGAUCUGGUUUUCCUACUCCACCCCUAAGUUCUCAUUUAUUUCUUGGCUGGCUACUCUCAACCGCCUUACAACAGGGGAUCGAAUGGGCGCUUGGAACUCAGGGAUAUCAACAGGUUGUGCGUUUUGCAAUGACCCGUGGGAAACCCGUGACCAUCUAUUCUUCUCUUGUCCCUACUCAUCACAAGUAUGGCACGAUCUCACAUCUCGCCUACUGCAAGCACAAUACACUCCGCUAUUCUGGGAUGUCGUCUCUCUCAUCUCGGGGACCCAACUCCCUCCAACUGUUCGCUAUAUCAUAAGGUAUGUUUUCCAGUCUACAAUUCACUCGCUUUGGCGGGAAAGAAACAACAGACGUCACGGAGAACGACCUCAGCCUACAGACCAGCUCAUUCUACUCAUUGAUCGACAUAUUCGCAACCGGUGCAGCUCACUCAAAGGAGACGUCUUCAGCUCUUGGUUGGCCUCUAGAUACUAA
Messenger RNA from Capsella rubella, 4818 nucleotides. RefSeq lists its product as uncharacterized. The coding region runs from base 1 to 4818 and encodes 1605 amino acids. Gene Ontology annotation, molecular function: catalytic activity. The record is from RefSeq and is a predicted model, not a curated record. Lineage: Eukaryota; Viridiplantae; Streptophyta; Magnoliopsida; Brassicales; Brassicaceae. The transcript is spliced from 4 exons.